Molecule: messenger RNA, 411 nt
Organism: Helobdella robusta
Lineage: Eukaryota; Metazoa; Annelida; Clitellata; Rhynchobdellida; Glossiphoniidae
Exons: 4
Coding region: 1-411 (136 amino acids)
Biological process (GO): positive regulation of transcription by RNA polymerase II; protein homotetramerization
Cellular component (GO): nucleus; cytoplasm
Molecular function (GO): cAMP response element binding protein binding
Source: RefSeq, a predicted model, not a curated record
AUGGCGAACCCGCGAAAGUUUAGCGAGAAGAUAGCCAUGCACGCUCAGAAGCAGGCGGAAGGAACUGCCGCCUUCGAGGCCAUCCUCAAAGAAGUUUCCGCUACAACCAGGGGAGUUCUGGCAAAGAAAAGCCUCUCAAACCAAACUCUGACAACCCCAGUAACUCCACCAUACAUACCUCCCAAAAAGGCACUAUCCAGUUUGGAGAACAUGAAACACGAAGCGAUGGGUCGAGCUUCGUCUAGUGGAGGCAGCAGAUGCGUCGAGAAGAUCAUUCAGAGAGGACAGGCUGAGAGAAGUAGUAGUCAACCCAGGAAGCACUUCUCACUGACCAGACAUGGAUAUCUUACUAACUACUAUUAUCACUUGAAAAUCCUUGAACACAAUGCAAACAUUACUCAUAUAGCAUAG